AUGGGAGAGGUCAAGAUUUCUCAGGCAGUACACAACUGGAGUGGAGCCGAGGCUAAAAGCCAUGAGCUGAGUGUUGGCUCGGUUCCAAGCCAUGGAAGCCAGAGUGCGAUGACAAGGCUACCAAAGAUUGGCAAGCCUCGAGGACUAAAUCUAGUUCCAUUUUGCAAACAAAAAGUUCAAGACGCAUAUGCAAAUGUUGGGCUCUCAACUGGCUACAGCCGCAAGCGACAACUUGAACCAGACAACUAUUGCAAAGAUGAAUGGUUUGGAUAUGUUGGAAGGUGGAAUAACAUGGGACAAUGUAUCCUCAUCAUUGUCAUGUUCUUUGGAAGGCUUAAGAAAUUCAGCAUGAAUGGCUGUAAAGCUAUCCUAUCU
Dovyalis caffra is the source of this 375-nucleotide messenger RNA. The record is from the annotation of a GenBank genome assembly. Lineage: Eukaryota; Viridiplantae; Streptophyta; Magnoliopsida; Malpighiales; Salicaceae.